GGUUGCAGACAUGGAGAGGACCUAAUAGUGACACCCUUUGCACAAAUUCUGGCCAGUCUUAGAAAUGUGCGAAACAACUAUAUCCACAUAACAAACAUACCCUGCCCCGUCAAUAGGCCUAAAGAGAACAGACGUCCGUCGUAUACAUCACUUCAACAACAACUGCAGUCAAAACAGCAGCCGUUGACUGAAGAUGGAGUGAAUAAGUUAGCGGUCGAUACUCUGGAGGAGUUGGACUGGUGUUUGGAUCAGUUGGAGACGAUUCAGUCGCACCGGUCGGUCGGUGAUAUGGCCACCUCUAAGUUCAAGCGUAUGCUGAACAAGGAAUUGAGUCACUUCUCGGAAACCAAGUCUGGCUCUCAGAUAUCCGAAUGGGUUUUCCGCACAUUUCUAGACAAACAGGAAGAUCUCGAUCUGCCGUUCCUUAGGUUCGAAGACGGUGUGGCCCAACAGUCACAACCCGGUCAUGUGGUGGCCACUGCCAAGAGUGUACUGCCCGGCCCUAUGGUUAGACCCGAUAUGCGGAUAGCCGGGCAAUCGAUGUCACAAAUAACUGGUGUUAAGAAACCAUUGAGUCAUACGAAUAGUUUGACAAAAUUGCCAAAACAUGGCGUCGAAACACCUCAUGAG
Oppiella nova is the source of this 630-nucleotide messenger RNA. The record is from the annotation of a GenBank genome assembly. NCBI's taxonomy places the organism in Eukaryota, Metazoa, Arthropoda, Arachnida, Sarcoptiformes, Oppiidae.